CGCAAUGCUUGAAAGGAUCUAGACAUCCUUGUGAUCCAUGCACUUAGAUCUGUUCGAAUACCAACAUGACACACGCUAUCAAGUACCUAUUUGUUCUCUCGCAUGUUUCCUCCCUAAUUCUCAGCGAAGGUGUGAAAGAAAGCUCGACAAAUUUUCCUGUUAUUGAACUCGAAGCUGGGCAAGUUCGUGGCAAACGAGAUUCUGUCGCCAAAGGUCAAGAUAUAGACUUGUUUAUCGGCAUACCUUAUGCUCAGCCACCAACAGGAGAGCUAAGAUUUGCUGCUCCACAGCCAGCUAAACCAUGGAAGGGAAUACUAAAUGCCACCGAAUAUGGGGCUCAAUGUCCUCAAGAAGAAACUAUAGGAAGGGGCAUUCUUGCUGGUACAAAAAGUGAAGAUUGUCUCUUUCUGAAUAUUUACAGACCGGCCAUCAUCAAGGAAAACACUACACUCGCCGUUAUGGUCUGGAUACACGGCGGAGGCCUUUAUCAUGGCUCCGGAAGUUUGUAUGAUGGCUCGGUAUUGGCCAGCUACAAUGACGUCAUCGUUGUCACCAUUAACUACCGACUUGGUCUUCUUGGAUUCCUCACUAUACCUGGAACCGAGCUCACGGGAAAUUAUGGGAUGCUGGAUCAGGUGAUGGCACUCAAAUGGGUCAAGGAAAAUAUUCGUAGUUUUGGCGGGAAUCCAGAUCAGGUGACCUUGUUUGGCAAUAGCGCCGGUGGCUCGAGUACUGAUCUUCACAUACUGUCGCCCUUGUCAAAAGGACUGUUUCAGAAGACAAUUGCUCAGAGUGGCUUUGCUACCACCGCAUACGUGACGGUUUCGUCUAAGCAUUCCAGAAGAUAUGCCCAUUUUGCAGAUAAGCUUAACUGCAAAGAUAAAAAGCAGAUGUUGAGUUGCUUGCGAAGUGUAACGGUUGAAGAAAUUACCAAAGCCCAAGGUAUUUGUGAUUAUUUGAAACUGGGAAGUCAUUUGCCUGUUCAAAUCGUUGAUGGAGUCUUCCUGCCAGACAAACCCUCAGUGCUUUUGUCACAAGGACGAUUUAACCCUAUAGAAGCUGUAAUGUUUGGAGCUAACAAGGACGAAGGAGUUUCCAAACUCCACGGAGUACAUCCAGAUCCGAACGUUCCUCCUAGCAGAGACUCUUUCCUAAAAACGUUCAACAGUAUAUUCUUCAUGGGCGAGGAAGCGAAUGACAUAACAAAAGAUGCUAUCCUUUAUAAGUAUACCAAUCACACUGAGCCAGACUCAAAGGAAAAUCUUCUUAAAAACUGGAGAGAUUUGAUUACAGACAGCUGGUAUAUCUCCCGUGCUGUGUUUUCGGCUCAAAACUAUGCUAAGGCUGGCAUAAAGACCUACUUAUACCGAUUCUCUCACAACUCAAAAUACUCUACUUACCCACAACCCAUUCCUGGUGUCUACCAUUUUGACGAAGUGCAGUAUAUAUUUGGCGUGCCAUGGAAACAUAACACUUACGUUUCCAAGGCAACGUCUUAUACUGAUGUUGAGAGGGGACUGAGUGCUUCAAUGAUGAGGCUUUGGGCUAAUUUUGCUAAGUAUGGAAAUCCAAGCAACCUUGAUAACGAUUUAACGCCGUGGCCCAAGUACAAUACUGAUAGCCAGGAAUAUCUUGACAUCGACCUUGAACCAAGCAUUAAAAGAAAAAUACGAGCAGAUCACGUUGCCUUUUGGAAUGAUUUUGUCCCUAAACUCAACAACUUCGAUUGCCAUCCAGAUAAAAAGAAAGACAAAAACGCUGCACGUCAGAGACAAGAAUUGUGAAACAAAAAAAAAAGCCAUUAUUUUCCGCUAAAAGUCUAUCGUAUCUUGAUUUUGGUUGUUAUGGGUUCCAUCUGUGAUCGGCGUGCGAGUCAGGCGUGCCCUGAAUUUAAUCAGUCCAAAGGUUGUUUCAGGGCUUCGAUAAAGUUUGAAGAUUCAGAGUUUUUGAGUGAUGUUUAUAAUUGUGAAUGGUCAAUUAAAAGUGCUAGUAUUUUUGCUGAAAAACCAA
This is a messenger RNA of Actinia tenebrosa (Australian red waratah sea anemone), 2010 nucleotides long. RefSeq names its product acetylcholinesterase. NCBI's taxonomy places the organism in Eukaryota, Metazoa, Cnidaria, Anthozoa, Actiniaria, Actiniidae. The record is from RefSeq and is a predicted model, not a curated record.